Messenger RNA from Postia placenta MAD-698-R-SB12, 795 nucleotides. RefSeq lists its product as hypothetical. Bases 1 to 795 code for a protein of 264 amino acids. Lineage: Eukaryota; Fungi; Basidiomycota; Agaricomycetes; Polyporales; Adustoporiaceae. Gene Ontology annotation, molecular function: hydrolase activity. The record is from RefSeq and is a predicted model, not a curated record. The transcript is spliced from 2 exons.
AUGGCAUGCGUUGAUUGCGUCUCUGGAAACGUCCACACCGGCACCCCCGUUGGCGAGGAGAUCACCCUCGCAGGCCUCUCGACAUACGCAACAGGAGACCCCAACUCCCAGCGCAUCGUCGUCUUCGGCAUAGACGUAUUCGGCUGGCGCUUCGUCAACACCCGGCUGCUCGCAGAUGAGUAUGCCACCCGCGGCUUCCGCGUCUACAUUCCGGACCUCUUUGACGGCUACGAGCACCCUCAGUGGACGCUGAACGCCGCGGCGGAGGACAACCCGUCGUUCUUCCUCAAGCUCCUCAAGCCGCUCAUCUUGCUAACCGUCGUGCCCUUCGUCCUGCGCAACAGCAAGAGCGCGCAGUCCGCCAAGAUUGGCGGGCUCCUCGCGCACCUCCGCGCCGCCGCGCCGCCCGCCGCGAAGGUCGGCUUCAUCGGGUACUGCUGGGGCGGGCGCUACGCGCUCACGAUGAACGCGCAGUUCGACGCGACGGUCGCCGCGCACCCGUCGCUCGUCGCGUUCCCCGCAGAGCUCGACGGCAUCAGCAGGCCCGUCAUGUUCCUGCUCGGGGAGCACGACCACGGCUUCGACGGCGCGCGCGGCCGCGAGACGGAGAAGAUCCUGAAGGCGAGGGGCCUGCCCGCGGUGGAGGUGCGUGUGUAUGACGGCGUGAACCACGGCUGGACGAUCCGGUGUAAUAUGGACGACCCGAAGCAGAGGGAGGCGCGGGACGAUGCGAAGGAGCGCGCGAUCGGGUGGUUCGAGAAGUAUCUGGGGGUCGAGUCCGAGUCCGAGUCCUAG